Molecule: messenger RNA, 8101 nt
Organism: Apis florea (little honeybee)
Lineage: Eukaryota; Metazoa; Arthropoda; Insecta; Hymenoptera; Apidae
Gene: puf
Product: ubiquitinyl hydrolase 1 puf
Biological process (GO): protein deubiquitination
Cellular component (GO): cytosol; nucleus
Molecular function (GO): cysteine-type deubiquitinase activity
Source: RefSeq, a predicted model, not a curated record
UAUUACUUCAAUAAAAUAUGGCGACGAUCAGCUGUCUUCUGUCAUAAUGACAUUCAUAUUGAUAAGCAUAAGAUUAAAUUUUUUAGGAAUUAUUUAAAUAAGAUACAUUCGUAAACUACAAUAAUAAAGUGAAAUAGUUUUACGUUAUUAUAUUAUUUUUUGUAAAUACGAAAAAUUUACAAAAAAUAGAAAGCUAUUUACUGCUGUUCAUCUGAAGUAAGCGGCAAGUGAAUGCAGCUGCGUAAAAAAGCAAUAUGGUGACUAACGAAUUAAUCAAGUGUUGAGGAUAAUCAGAAUACAAAUGUUUAAUAAUAUUACCAACUUUUGCAAUGGAUGGUGGUGAAAUUGAGUGAUGAACUUAACGUGAUUAAAAGCCUUUCAGAGGCUAAAGGGAAGAAAACCAUGUGCGAUGUAUGUGUUGACUUUCACGAUCUUCUGCUCUCCUAUGAUGAAAGAUCAUCAAAGGAACAAGAUGGAUUGGGAUUACUUUGUAUUUCGGAUGUGGAUACAACAUUACAUUAUGUUAAUCAGUGGGUGCAAAGACAAUGCAUGUGCUGUUAUCGAGAAAUAAAAAAUUUUGAUCGAUUUAUAAGACUAACACAAAGUGUUGUAUUAUGUACAUUACAACAAUUACAAAUUAUACAACAAAAUGGUCAGCAAACAAAAGUAUUAUCCAAAGAUGAAAAAGAAGAAGAAAAAGCAGAUGAAAAUAAAAUAGAAAACUCUGAUUUUGCACAAACAGAAACACAAACAAAACAAAAUUGGUCUCAACAAGAUAGAGAAAAACUAUUCCAUCUUCUUUCAAAAAUAUUUUUAUUAAAUUUUCCUCUAUAUAUUGCAAUGAAACAUAGUGGUGCAAUUAAUCCAUUAGCUCCAGUAAAAGAUGAAGGAGGAUAUUGUGAACCUCAUGACCCAGAAGUGCCAGCUCCUUUAAUUAGAGCAGUUUCUAUAUUUUGUCAUCAAGGUGGUUUUAAUUUAAUGUCUGCUUGUUUUGAUAUGGAAAACACAUUACCUGUUAGUCUUGCUCAUUCAAUGGUUGCAGUGAUUUGUAAUUUAAAACUUUGGUUGAAUUAUGGUAGUGUUAUUCAGCUCUUUAUACCAUUACGUAGUCGUGUUAUGAAAUAUAUGUGUCGCUUAGCAGAUAAAGAAUUACGCACACCAGCAGUUAGAACAAUGGCAGAUUUCAUGUGGAGUGCAGUAAAGGAUCCUAUUGAUGCUGUUUUACCAAGUUUUGAUCGUGAUGGAUUGGAUUUAGCAUUUAAAUAUUUUACUAGUACAACUUUAACAAUGAGAUUAGCAGGAAUAGCUCAGAUAAAUGCUCAUAUUACUGCAUUCAAUGAACUUUGCAAUAGUGAAACUGUCGCUGAAGUGGAACAAGUGGGCCAUGCCUUAGCAGCUUGGUUAACAGAAAAUAAUAUAAUAGCUCAUAUAUUUGGACCAAAUUUGCAUGUAGAGGUUAUUAAACAAAGUCAUAUUGUACUAAGUUUCUUAGCUAUGGAAGGUAGAAUCACAUGUUCGGAUAUGGAUACUAUGUGGCAAGCUGCACAAUUAAAACACUGCGGUCGUCCAGUAUAUGAUUUAUUGGCACCCUUAGUAAAACAUUUGGCUCCAACUCCAGUUUUACAUUUAUACUCUUUGUUAGGAAAAUUGGAGCCAAAAGACCAUACAGAACAAAGUUUAUUCCUGGCAUCUGCUUUGAUAAAAUUUAUUUGGACAGCAGGUGGUUCAGGUUAUCCAAGAGGUUUAUCUAUAAAAAACAGAGAGAUUUUAAGAGGUAAUAAUGGCAUUGGUGGUAGUAGUACUAGUGAUCCUAGUGGAAUAGAUGGAAGCAGUCCAGAUGAGGAUGAAGAAGAACCUAGUCCUGCACCAUCAGAAGGACCAUCACCACGAAAACAAGCAAGAGGUGAUAGUAGUGAUGGGGAAGGUCCAUUUAAAGCAAAAAGUAUGGGCACAACAAUUGUACAAACAAGUUCAAACGAAGGAGAAGAUCCUACAAUAGAAAAAUCUGAAUGUUUUGCUGAAUCGAUAAAAGAUUCUACAUGUAAUAUACAAGAUGAUAUAAAAGAAAAACAGAGUGGAUCAGAUGCAGAAGCAGAUACAGAAAAAUCUAAUACAGAGGAAACAGUUGCAAUUGAGAAAAGAAAGAAAAAAGUAUUAAGAAAACGGAAAAAACCUCAAAAACGUUCAUUAGUUACUGUAGAUAAAACAUUAGAAGGUAUCGUUAAUGAAGAAAAUAACAUAAAGACUAAAGAUUUAAUGUUAGAUAUGAAAUAUAGGCCGGAAGAUGUUUUAAACAGUACUUUAGAUACUGGUGGAUUAGUUUCUAUUGAUGAUCCAAAAAAUGUUGAUGCAUUAGAUCGUGUAAAGCAACAAGCAAUGGCUUUAGAUCCAAGUGAUCAACAAGUUCCAACAACAGCAACACUUUUAAGAAGAGCUAAUAAAAAUAAAUAUAUGUCAUUAGUAGCACAUAAUGUAGAUCGAGCUCCUGAUUCUGCAGAUACUUCGCAUGAUGAAGAUGAUAGUGAUGUAGCUGGUGUUCUUGCAGCAGCAGAUGGACCUGGUGCUGUUAUAUCAGAACUUGCAGGUUUAGUACAUGCGACUGGACCUACAUUUUUACCUUCCGGAUUAGACGAAAUGCUUUCAGAUGAAGAAGGAUCUUAUAGUAGUAGAAUAUCUAAUAAAAGUGAAAAAAAUAUGGCAGAUUUUGAUGGAGAGGAAAGUGGUUGUGAAGAAGAAUUAGCUCAAUUAGCUGCACGUCAUUUAACAGCUAUACAAAUGCAAGCUUAUCAUCCUCAUCAUUCUCAUCCAACAAUGACAAUCAGACGCUCUGUUUGUCGUCCUCCACAAGUAAGAAGUAUUCGCCAAACAGUAACACGUGUUAGUUCUCAGUUCAACUUGGAUACUGUAUGUAAAGCUGGAAAUACAUUAUUGUGGGAUCUUUUACAAGAUGAUAAAAUUGGUCAAUUAGGAGAAGGUUUAGCUUUGGAAGCUGAAAAAGCUUUGUGUAAUCUUCUUUGUUUCAAUGUUGAUCGAUUGAUACCUAUGAAAUUUAUAGAAGGUUGUUUAGAAAAUCUUGCAACUAACCGUUCUGUAGUUGUAUCUUUAAGAUUAUUACCUAAAUUACUUGCCAGUUUUCAACAAUUUGGUGCAAUGGAUGCACAUACAAUAACAACAUGGGCUGAUCGUGAACGUGGAAUGAUGAAACACUUCUUUAAUAAUCUGAAAACAUAUACUAGUAUAGGGCCAAAAAAUAGUUUAUAUUCUCAUCAAACGGAAAUACAAGUUAGAUUACAAUUUUUAUCUUCUAUUUUUUCACCUUUAGGUUCACCUGAUUGUUUUCGUCUAAGUCUUGAACAGGUGGACAUAUUAUGGCAAUGUUUGUCACAAGAUUCUACGUGUGCAGAUGAAUUAUUUAGUUGGUUGCUUAGUCAAGCAAAAUCAACAGAACAACAUGCACUUGGAAUGGAUACACUUAAACAUUUAUGUAUGCGUAAAUUACCAAGUUUGCCACCUGAAACUAUUAGUAUGACAGGCCUCAGUCUUUUUCAACAAUUGUGUAAUUUAGCUCGUUUAGCUGCUGCACAUUUGGACAGACCUUUAAGAGAUGUGGAUUCAGUUGGUAUGGAUUUCUUGUGGAGAAUUGCAUUAAAAGCAAAAAGUACAGAUGUCAGUAUGGCAGCUAUACAAUACCUAAAUGGAUAUUACAUGUCUAGACAAUUAACUCAAGAAGCAGAAUUUGUUUCACAAUGUAUGACUCACCUUGCUGCAGCUAGUGCUGAUCUGGAAAUAAAUGAAGAAGCUAGUUUACGUUGUAUACAAAGAGCUUUGUUAUUAUUAAGAACACAUUUAGAAGCAUUCCGAAAACGGUAUGCAUAUCAUUUGCGACGUUGGAUACUAGAGGGUAGAGGUGCCGGUAGUCAUGUAGCUAUGAAUACUUCGGAAAAAGGUCAACAGUUAAGAAUAUUUGUACAGCCUGCAGGAAUUCCUGAAAAAACAAGUUUCACUCUUCUUAGUACUGAUUAUGUAGCUGAUUUAAGAGCUGAAGUUGCUAAGUGGUGGGAUGAUACUCAAAAUAAUCAAGAAAAAUCAUCAUCCAAUACAAAUGCGGGUCAAAAUAAUAGUUCAGUACUAGGUUCUUUACUUACUGAUGGUCCAAUUAGGAUGAUUACACAAGGUCAAGAAUUAACUAUUGAUUUUGAUGAAAAGACAUUGCAAGAAAUGGGAUUUAAAGAUGGUCAACUAGUAUUCAUUUCUCCUGGUGCUGGUCGAGGUAAUGGUACGGGUAGAUGUAAUAAACGAGAUGUGGAUUCACCAUCUCUUUUGCCACCACCUCCUCGAGAAUCUUUACCGACUUUAUUGUUAUUACGUCCACAAUAUUUUGAACAAUUAUUUACAUUAAUGAGAACUUUAAGUGCUAUGAAAACAAUUGUCAAAGGAGGACAGGAAAUUCCUCAUACAAAAGCCCAAGUACUUUCGAGAAGAGUUUGGGAUACAUUAACUUUACUACCAACUAGUCCAACCUUAUUAAGAGGAUUUCAAAAAUUGGGAGAAACAACCUUGCUAGAAUUAUUAGAUCCUGCUAGUCCUCAAAAACUAAUGUAUUCUUUAUAUAUAGUAGAAUCAUUAAGUAGACGUAGUACAACGAAUCAAUCUUCUGUUGUGAAUUGUACAUCUACUGCAUCUGGUAACGAAGGUGAUGUCGAUACAGACGAUACUCAUGAAGACAAAGAAAAAGAUAUUACUUGGUCCACAUUAUUUGUUCAACAUGGAGGUUUACGUCAUUUAUUUGAUAUUUUUAUGUCUGGUUGCUUGGAACAAGGUGAUGGUAGUGAAUGGCAGCAGGACUGUCUUGCUAGUUUAUUAAAACAACUCUGUUAUUUGGGUGUUGUUAAAGAAGAAAAAAAACGAAAUAAAGCAGAUAAAUUGCUUGUACCUAAAUUAAGCGAAGUGAUGCUUUCAAUGAUGAAUGUUGAAGCUGUUAUGUCUCGAAUAACAAGUAUAUUAAAUGAAGCAUCUUUACCAAGAGAUCCAAAUCAUUACAAAACAGGACUUUUUGGAAGAUCACAAGUUAUACAUUAUACUAUGGCUUUAUUGGUUUGUUGGGUACACAGUAAUGAAACAGUUAAGCAGUAUCUUUUUUCAUCUUCAGAACCAUUUGGAAAAACUUGGUUAAGAAGAUUAGUAUUGGAAGAUCCUGAACCAGCAGUGAGAAGAGAAGUUUGCACAGCCUUAUAUAAAUUAUGUUUAGGAACUACAGGAUUUGAAGAUGAAAAUUCUAUUAAUUCCAAUUUAAUUGUACCAAUGUUAAAUACUUUAUUGGAACACCUUGUAAUUGCUGAAGCAAUGCAACCUUCUCAUCGAAAACCAGAUUUACCAUUACAUUUACAUCCAGUACUUGAUGAUGGAAAAGAACCAUAUGGACCUGCUUGUAGAGAUUAUUUUUGGCUUGUUUGUCGAUUAGUUGAUUCUCUUCCAGAAGAAGCUAUUAAAGAAGGUUCAGAUGAUUCUAAUUUAACAAUAGAUCUUGAAGCUUUAGCAAUAAGAGUAAUUGAUUCACUUUUAAAUAGAGAUCAUCUUGAGACACGACACAAUACAGUAGAAGAUGAUGGUUUAGUUGGAUUAUUAAACCUUACUUGUAACAUUAUGACACAUAAUCCACCUUGUAAACAAGGGAAAAUUGGACAAAAUUUACUACAUGAAGUAUUCGAUUUUUUAUUUGCAUUGCCUAAUCCUCGAUCAAAACAUGUACCAAAAUGUAAAAGUCAAGUUUCCAGAUCAGCAGCUUUUGACCUUUUAGUCGAACUUGUAAAAUCUGCUCCAGAUAAUUAUAGAAUUCUUCAUGAAAAAUUACUAAUUCAACAUAAACCUGGUCCUCAUUCUCCAUAUCCAUGGGAUUAUUGGCCACAUGAAGAUGGACGUUCUGAUUGUGGAUAUGUUGGUUUAACUAAUUUAGGUGCUACUUGUUAUAUGGCUAGUUGUAUGCAACAUUUGUAUAUGAUGCCACAAGCACGUGUCUCUAUAUUAGGAGCUGAUUGUAAUAGAGCAAAUAAACACCAACUUACAUUAAGAGAAUUACAAAGAAUGUUUGCUUAUCUUCUAGAGUCUGAAAGAAAAGCAUAUAAUCCUCGAAGUUUUUGCCGAGUAUAUACCAUGAAUCAUGAACCUCUCAAUACUGGAGAACAAAAAGAUAUGGCUGAAUUUUUUAUAGACCUUGUAUCAAAAUUAGAAGAAAUGACAUCAGAUUUAAAAAAUUUAGUAAAAACAUUAUUUUGUGGUGUAAUAUCUAAUAAUGUUGUAUCAUUAGAUUGUGAACAUGUAAGUAGAACACUAGAAGAAUUUUAUACUGUACGUUGCCAAGUGGCUGAUAUGAGAAAUCUUUAUGAAAGUUUAGAUGAAGUUACAGUUAAAGAUACUUUGGAGGGUGAUAAUAUGUAUACAUGUUCACAAUGUGGUAAAAAAGCAAGAGCAGAAAAAAGAGCAUGUUUUAAAAAAUUACCACAUAUAUUGUGUUUUAAUACAAUGAGAUAUACAUUUAAUAUGGGAACUAUGUCAAAAGAAAAAGUAAAUACACAUUUUAGUUUUCCAUUAAGAUUAGAUAUGUCUGGAUAUGUCGAAAAAAAACUUAUACCACAACAUUAUCAAGAAGAAAAGAAAGCUUUUGAAAAAAGAAAAUCUGAAAGUGAUUGUCAAUCAGAAUUAAAUGAUGAUGAUGGUACAGAAAUGGAACAUUAUCAGUAUGAUUUAAUAGGUGUAACAGUUCAUACUGGUACAGCUGAUGGUGGACAUUAUUACAGUUUUAUUAGAGAUCGUACAUCUCCUAAUAAAGAUAAAUGGUUUUUAUUUAAUGAUGCAGAAGUUAAGCCAUUUGAUCCAAAUCAAAUAGCAGCAGAAUGUUUUGGUGGAGAAAUGACAAGUAAAACCUAUGAUUCUGUUACAGAUAAAUUUAUGGAUUUUAGUUUUGAAAAAACAAACUCAGCAUACAUGCUAUUUUAUGAAUGGUGCACUGAUCCUGGAGAUCAAGCAAAAGAAGAAGAAGCUACUGUUUCAAGUCCAAAUGGACGACAAUCUUCUUCAUUGAUUCAUAAAAAUACUAAUAAAUUACCACCAUUAGAACUAAAUAAAGAACUUGAAGAUUGGAUAUGGCAAGAUAAUAUGCAUUUUUUACAAGACAAAAAUAUAUUUGAACAUACAUACUUUACAUUUAUGUGGCAAAUAUGUGGAUAUAUACCACAAACAUUAUUCUCUAUACAAUCUGAUAUAACAGAAAUGUCAGCAGACCUUUCAACAUCGUUUUUUAUGGAGACUUUUAUUCAUGCCAAGGAAAAACCAACAAUGGUGCAGUGGGUAGAAUUGUUAACAAAACAAUUUAAUGGUUCAGCUGGUGCAUGUGCUAGAUUUCUUGAAAAAAUGGCUGGAGAUUCAUGGUGGCCAAUUCAAAUUCUAGUCAAAUGCCCUAAUCAAAUGGUAAGACAAAUGUUCCAAAGGUUAUGUAUUCAUGUGAUACAACGUUUGCGCGCUACUCAAGCACCUUUAUAUCUUCUUUGUGAUGAAGAAAAUGACGUAAAUACGGUUGGCACACGAUCAUGCGUGACAAGAUUUGUAAGAAUGCUUUUGUCUCUUAUGGAACAUGCGAAACAACAUUUGAAACAUCUUACUGAAUAUUUCAGUUUUUUAUAUGAAUUUAGUAAAAUGGGUGAAGAAGAAACGUUAUUUCUAAUAAGAGUACAAGCUAUAUCAACUAUGAUAAAUUUUUAUCUUGGACACAAAACACAUGAAUUUGUUGAUGCAGUUAGUGAAGAAGAAGAGGAAGAAGAAGUUGUUGCUAUGCCAACAGAAAAGUUGAGACCUGCUUCUUUAGACAAAAUGAUUACCUUAAUAGCAACUUUAGUUGAACGUAGUAGAGGAUCUGAUCAUAGAUUAUCAUUGUCUCCAAUAGAUCUUAGUGCUGUAGCAGGAGGUAAAGGGUUCCCUUUUUAUAUCAGCAAACACGAGAUGUCAUUAAUCUUAAUCAAACACGAAACUUGAUACAAUCUUUAUGUCGUUGGAAUGAUAGAUUAGCAAUACAUAUUAUAACAAUGAUAUUUCAAGCUAUAACAAAACA